AUGCAUCGAUUUGCAAAUUCUCUACUAUGCGCAGUAUUGCUCGCUAUCUCUGUCUCUGCGGCACCUGCGAGCAACCCGUCUGCAGCGACAUCUAGUACCGCUUUGGCAUCGCCGGUAUCCGUAUCCAACUCGACUGAUUCGACCGCGUCGGUCUCUGGACCACCCAGUGCGACGUCGGACGCGUCAGCAGCUAGCCCAAGCCCGACGGUUCCUUUUGCGAGUGACGACCCAAACACUGUCAUCUUCUCCCCGGGCGCAGACGUCCAGCCUGAAGCUCAACGUGGCACACUCGGCAGCACUGUUAUCGGUCCUCAGAAUGUGCAAAUCGAUAGGCAGAAUCCUGACUUUCUUGCACCCCCCACCACGGACAAUGGUGACGUGUCGAAUGCGAAGUGGCCUUUCGGUCUUAGUCACAAUCGGAUCCAGACUGGAGGCUGGGCAAGGCAGCAAAACAUCGAGAAUAUGCCAAUUGCCACGCAGAUGGCCGGAGUUGACAUGCGACUUGAACCCGGCGCUGUUCGGGAGCUACAUUGGCACAAGACAUCCGAAUGGUCCUAUGUCAUCAAGGGCUCGACUCAAGUUACGGCCGUUGAUCAAGACGGGAAGAACUAUCUGGCCACCGUGAACGCAGGUGACCUUUGGUACUUCCCUCCGGGCAUUCCGCACUCCCUUCAAGCGACGAAUGACUCGGCUGAGGGAACCGAGUUCCUGCUGGUUUUCGAUGAUGGUGCUUUUAGCGAAGACGCUACCUUUCUGCUGACCGAUUGGCUUGCGCAUGUCCCAAAGGAGGUCAUCGCUAAGAACUUCCAGACUGACAUUUCGGCGUUUGAUGAUAUCCCUGGAAGGGAGCUAUACAUUUUCCCCGCUGCGGUUCCAUCUUCGGAUGCUACCGCCGUCUCAGAUCCGCAAGGCCAGGUUCCAAAUGCCUUCUCUUUCGCCAUGUCCAAGAUCAAUGCCACCCAAUUAUCAGGUGGAACUGUUAAGAUUGUGGAUUCGACGACUUUCCCUAUCUCAACGACCAUCGCUGCUGCGGACGUCACUGUUGAACCUGGAGCUAUGAGGGAGUUACACUGGCAUCCUACUCAGGAUGAAUGGACUUAUUUCAUUGAAGGCGAUGCUCGCAUGACAAUCUUUGCAUCACAAAGCAACGCACGGACAUUUGAUUAUCAAGCUGGCGAUAUUGGAUAUGUUCCUGCAUCUUUCGGGCAUUAUGUCGAGAAUAUUGGUAAUACGACCUUGCACUACCUUGAGAUCUUCAAGACGGAUCGAUUCCAGGAUGUCAGCCUGAGCCAGUGGCUUGCUCUCACUCCGCCCGAGCUAGUCAAAGCUCAUCUCGGCCUCUCUGAUGCUACGAUUGCAACUUUGAAGAAGACGAAACAAACGGUUGUUGGUCCCUCGUGA
This is a messenger RNA of Heterobasidion irregulare TC 32-1, 1401 nucleotides long. It is a transcript of the gene oxd1, whose product is annotated as CUPIN, Germin, oxalate decarboxylase. Gene Ontology annotation, biological process: oxalate metabolic process. Bases 1 to 1401 code for a protein of 466 amino acids. Lineage: Eukaryota; Fungi; Basidiomycota; Agaricomycetes; Russulales; Bondarzewiaceae. The record is from RefSeq and is a predicted model, not a curated record. The transcript is spliced from 16 exons.